This is a messenger RNA of Ruditapes philippinarum (Manila clam), 2298 nucleotides long. RefSeq names its product alpha-ketoglutarate-dependent taurine dioxygenase-like. The coding region runs from base 1 to 846 and encodes 281 amino acids. Gene Ontology annotation, molecular function: oxidoreductase activity. NCBI's taxonomy places the organism in Eukaryota, Metazoa, Mollusca, Bivalvia, Venerida, Veneridae. The record is from RefSeq and is a predicted model, not a curated record. The transcript has 5 exons.
AUGGAAGGGUUAAAAAGGGCAUGCAAGGGUUUUUUCUGCACCCCCCUAGGAGUAAUAAUAACGGGCGUUGACUUAAAGAAAGACAUCUCAGACGAUUUAAUAGACCAGUUCAAAAGAGAUGUCCAUAAGCAUCGUCUGCUUAUUUUCAAAAAUCAAGGCACAGUUUCUGGUCAAAGACAUGUUGAAAUAAGCCAAUGGUUUGGACAGUUUGAAUCAACAUUUUACAAACAUCCUAAAUCACCACAUCCAGAUGUAUUUCGAGUAUCAAACAUUCGUGAAGAGGGCUGCACCAAUGUUGGGCGAACUGGAUGGCAUAUUGAUGGAAGUUUUAUGAAGAAACCCUUUGCAUAUUCAAUUUAUCACAUGGUAUCGAUUCCAAAAGUUGGAAAUACUGACUUUGUUCCACUGAAAGAGUUAAUUGAGGGACUAUCAGAAGAGACUCGAGCCAGAUGGGAAAGACUCUGGAUGUUACCAGACAGACGUGACAAAAUUCUUCACCCACUGAUAUACUCUCAUCCAGUCACAAAACAACCAACUUUGUGUUUUCAUCUUGGGAUGACUGAGGCAUUUAUUUGGGAUUACGGUACUGAUCAACAGCGAAUAACAGAACAUAAGGAAACUAUGAAAUUACUGCAAGAAAUUCAUGAUGAGAUAGUCAAAGAUAAUAGAAGACUGAUCUAUUCACAUAAGUGGGAAGAAGGUGAUUUUAUCAUCUCAGACAACUUAGCCGUUGGACAUGAAGCGACACCAGAGACGCAGUAUCCCAGGGAGGAGGUUGGUGUGAGGAUCUUACAUAGAACUACCAUACAAGGCGCUCAUGAACCACAGAAGGCUGAAUCCAUGUGAUAGAAUAAACAUUGAAAACAUUUCUCUGUCAGAUUUUCAGAUAAAGCAUAAACCAUUGCCCAGCUGGAUGUAUAUGGAGAACUCAUCCUGCUUUUUACUUUUAACAGUCAAUGCGUAGUUUAAGGGUUUCUCACUAUCGAAAUACUAAGAUUGAAUCGUAGACUGUAUAGGUUCUGGUUUGCUGGCACAGAUUUGCAGCCCCGUUAGUGAUAAAGGCCUGAUUUAAUUGUUGCCUGCACUUAAAGGAUUUAAUGAAAUAGUGCAAAGAAUUUUCAGUUUGUUUAAGUAAUAAAUUUUUAUAUUGUCUUUAUUUACAAGCAGUUUAGAAAUUCUUUGAGCACAAUUCUUGUACAUGUCUCUUUAUUUACAUAGGACGAUAUAGGCUAAUUUUAAUGUAAUUUUGUUAAAAAGAACCACUACAACAUGAUCAUGUAACAUGCAGUCGGUUUUAUCAAAUUAUAUGUAUAUUGUCCUUUUAAUAUAUAUCUAGAUCUUUUUUAAUUUGCUAAGCACACAGUCAUAUAUAUGCUUGUAUAUAGGAAUUGUUUUAAUUUGAGAGGGACUCCACUGAAAUCCUAACCCCAGAGAUUCAAACGCCUAAAAUCAUAGAAUUUGAAUUUCUUACAUAGAUUAAUUGGGUACUUAAACAAAAAAGUGUAUAAAAGCAUAAUGGAAACAUGAUGUAUUGAAUAAUGAUGAAUUAUACUCAGAAUUGAAUUAGACAUUCUAUUAUUGUGUUUUUCUUAUAGUGAUUUGAAUUAAAAGUUUUCAAUGCUUUUAUUUUGGGGUUUAUUUUUCACAAUUAAAAUAUUUAUCCUGGAGAAAAAAGAGUGAGGGAAUGAUCAGAAGUUUUGUGCACAAGCUAUUGAUCCAGGCAUACGUGAAAUGGUAUAUAAUUCUUGAAGAAGAAAAAGUUUCCAAACCUGUCAUGUAAAAAAAACUUAAGUGGAGUCCCAUAAAUACCUAAUCUGUGAUAGUUUGUUUUAUUAUUAAAUGGAUAAAAAAUUGUUCAUUUUCUGACAGGAAUGAUAUAGAACAUGUGUAUGACACAUUGUUUCAAAAUGUUUGGUGUGAAAAUAUAUUAUGCAUCAUUUAAUCGGAGACAUUGUGAUUUAUUGUUAAGUAUUAAUGCUCUCCUGGCACUAUUAAUUGUUAAUUUUCCAUCUUUUUUUUACAUUUUUGUAAGCUUGUAUUAUUCAUAUUAUUCACAAUGGACUUGGGAGUCUUUUUGACUCGAUAUUGUGUUAACAUUGAUAUGAUGAUAUCUUUUUUUACACCAAAGCUUAUAUAUCAGAGCUGUAUAUGUCUAUAUAUGUACAUGGUAUUUCUGUUUUGCUUCUGUUUUGUCUAUGUUGCCAUGUUGAAUCAUUGAAAUGAAUAAAUCAGUUUAUGAAAAUGUUAAACAGAUUCACUCACUCUUUACAUACCACAUGAGUGCAUAGUGCCAUCUUU